Molecule: messenger RNA, 3967 nt
Organism: Lampris incognitus (smalleye Pacific opah)
Lineage: Eukaryota; Metazoa; Chordata; Actinopteri; Lampriformes; Lampridae
Gene: stox1
Product: storkhead box 1
Exons: 4
Coding region: 142-3519 (1125 amino acids)
Biological process (GO): positive regulation of transcription by RNA polymerase II
Cellular component (GO): cytoplasm; nucleus
Molecular function (GO): RNA polymerase II transcription regulatory region sequence-specific DNA binding; DNA-binding transcription activator activity, RNA polymerase II-specific
Source: RefSeq, a predicted model, not a curated record
ACUCAGACCCCCUCCGCUCCUCCGCCGGGUGGCUGACAGUCAAGACAGUCGGACACUGUGGGAAUGUGUGGCGAAGACUAAAUUUCACUUGUUUUCCCCAGACAGAGAGGUUUGCAUGACAGAUAUUACCCGGAGGUAGCGAUGUCUCAGCAGCAGCGGCUCGUCCAGCUCUCCGCCGCCUCGCUCGUCCUGGUCUUCGGGAGGGACGGGGACCGCGUCCGCGGCGAGAGACCUGACGCCGACGCCGCGGCAAGUGGCCGGGAGAUUUUUGCCGACUUCAAAGAGCGAAACCUCCGCAGCUUCUGGAAUAAGCGACUCGUCAAAGCGGUGGCCGAGGUUCACUUCCAAGGGUGGCUGGAGAACUCGGUUCUUUUUGUCCAAGGCAACGUGAACCACUUGGAGGUGUUGCGCGAGGCAUGGAUGCGCAGGGCUCUGAGGUCACCUAAGGGGUUUGUCAUCAGGGCAGUGGGUGAUCUGUCCCCGGUUCAGAUGUCACCUGUUCCCCAGUCUCAGUUCAUCCCCUUGGCUGAGGUACUGUGUUGUGUCAUCUCAGAUAUGAACUCUUCCAACAUCACUGUCAACCAGGAAGCACUCAUUAACCACAUGAGCAAAGCCCAUCCAGGGAUGACAAUACCCACCCAGGACAUCCUGUACAAUGCCCUAGGUGCUCUGAUCAAGGAGCGCAAGAUUUACCACACAGGAGAGGGGUACUUCAUUGUCACGCCGCAGACCUACUUCAUCACUAACAGCAUGGUCCGAGAGAAGAGCUGGUGGGCAUCGGGUUCAGGGGACGAACCUCCCUCACCUCCUCCCAUCACCUACCUGCUGAGCAAUGAGGCCUGCAUAGAGAGUGCUCAGACUCCCUCGGUGGCCCACUGCAAGUCUUGCAGCUGCUUCACACCUCCUCAAACAUCCUCGAACAUCACCACUGCUACUGUAACAGCCACUGUCCCUCCUUCCACAGUCCAAGACCAGCAUUCUGUCUCAGUAUCCAUAAGCGAAUGCACAGGCAAGAGCUUGAAGUGGCCCCGACCAUCAGAUCACAAACCCACAGUGCAGCAUCAGUCCACAUCCACAGCGGUGGACUGCCAGGCCAGCGAGGCCAGCAAAACCACAACCACCACGAAUGCCACCAGCCGCAAGGACAAAGACAGCAAACCGGGAAGGAAAUUUGGCCUCAGCCUGUUCCGUAGAAAUGGAGGAAAAAAAGAGAAGCCAAAGAAGGAGUAUGCCUCAUUUUCAGGCCAAUUCCCUCCAGAGGAAUGGCCCGUACGAGAUGAGGAUGACCUGAAUAACUUACCACGUGAUCUAGAACAUGCCAUCAUUAAACGCAUUAACCCUGAACUCACUGUAGACAACCUAACACGCCACACAGUCCUUAUGAAGAAGCUGGAGGAGAGAGGGGAGAAAGUAAUGGAUAGGGUGCUGGACAGGGGUCUGGAAAGAGGAGACAGGGGAGUAGACAAGGGAAUAUCAACCGAGAUCCUGACUUUCUCCAAACCUAGGCACCACCAUUCCACCAGGGUGGGGAGGAGGCCUGCAGCCAAGGCCUCACGCAGCAAGCGAAGGGCCCACUCUUCCAGGGAGAAGCAGAGAGACAGGGAGAAGGAGAGGGACAGGGUUACAAAUAAGGUCUCCAAAUGUGGGGAUCUCUACCCUGAGGCAGAAGACCUGGUCCCCUCUCGACUCAGGCCAGAGAUCCCUGUGGAUGAGCCAGAGCGCCCAGAGGAGGCUGGAGAUGGCAGAGGAGCUGCAGAUGGGAAGUGUCUCUACAAAAAGCGCAUUGACAACCCUUUCCAUUGUCCACCAUUCAAGGACCCUGCCCAGACUAUUACAGCCUCAUCCAACAGGGAGCAUAGGAGGCGAGAAGUAAAGGAGUGCAAAGCUUUAGGGGCAGGAAGGAGGGAGCGAGGAGGGAACCGCUCCAAAUCAUGGGAUCCACAUCGGACCAAAGCGGUCACUGUAGGUGGGGAGCAUACGGGGAAAUCCUGCACAGCUGAGGACAGGUAUGACUGUAUCCAUGAUAGGGGCUUUACAGCUGACCAGUUUCUCCGACCAGACACAAAGCACAGCCGAGAACUGCCAUCAGACUACAGCUCAGCCUACCCGCAAAGCAGCACUUUGAGGAUAGAUGACAAGGUCAGAUAUCAGAGGGAGGGAAAGAGCGUGGACAGCUGGGAGAGAGAGAGAAACCACAGGCAAGAGGAGGCACUGUGUAGAGGUGUAACAAACUACAAACAACAAAUAGGCCAGACUCCAGAGGAAAGCCUUGCCAAAAGCCAACCAUACUCUGACACUGGUGUCAGCCUGCCUACCCACCUUACUGAUCCAGUCACAAAUCUCUCAUAUGACUCAGCCCUGGCCUGGCCUAAGCCCUCUCUGCAGCGCAAGCACUCCCUCAGACAUACUGAAACACAAAGAGCUGACACCGGCAUGCCUGGUCUGCUAUCUUCACACCUGCAGGCGAGUAGUUCUGCACAGAGUCAAGGACAGCAGGGGAUAGGAUCGAAUGUAGAUGGGAGAGAGCAAAGAAAUGUGGGCCAGAGUGACAGACAGAAAGUGACAACUGACAGCAUCUUGUCAAUGACAGACGCCGAUGGCUUCAUCGAAGAUGAUGACAGGCUCUACGAGAAAGCAGAUGAAGAAGACGAGGAUGCCUGCAGCUCCUUGUAUCUGAAUGAAGAGGAGCUCGUAGACACUACAAUAGCCUACCAAACAGGCCUAGCUCAUUACCAUGACCCCCAGCUGCUUAACCAUGUCCAUGACAACAAUUUACAAUCCCACGAAUGCAACAAUCACUAUCAUAAUUUGCAGCCUCACCGCACACAAGCCCACUCCACUAUCAAAGAUGACUGGGACAGCACUUACAAAGAAAGCAUUACUGUAGCAACCCAGAAAGAAGUGUCUGUUAGCCCCGCCAGACUUGGUGAGACCGGUUGGAGACACCACCAUUGCCAUCAGCAUAAUAGAUUGCCAGAGGUCCAAACCGAGGUCAGCCCCAGACGAGGAACAUCGUUCCAUGGGGAAAAACCAAAGGAGGCUAGCUUCAACUCGGAGUGCCUGGACCCCUCUGAGGCUGCAGACAGCAGCAUCUUUGACUACUGCCAGACUAGUGAAGUGGAAUCAGAUGCAGAGACCCUCCGUAAGUCUGUCGACGAGGGAGAUGGUGAAUCCAUCCUAUGGGGGUGUGAGGUAGAGGAUGUGGCGAUGGAAAGAUUUGGGACUAGUGGGGAUAGGGGAGUCCCUCAGAGCCAUGGAGCCAGUCCGAGCAUGCCCAGUGAAGCCAGAAGAGGAGAGAGUGGAGAGACAACGGAAAUGGGAGAAAGCCAGAGUAUCACAGGAGACAGUGGUAUAGACUCCCCGAGGACUCGUGUCAGUCUGGCCUCCAACAACACUGUGAUUCUGGAGGGUCUGAAGAGGAGGGGUUUCUUACAGAACUUGGAGAAACUGCAUUCCAAGAGUAGUGCCAUAAGACCACAGAGCUCACUGCUACAGCUCACCCCCGUCAUGAACGUAUAGUGGGCCCUUGAGUCCCUCCUGCAGAAGCAUUGCAUCAGAGUCCACACGUUUCCUGACGCAACUCAAAACAAGCGGCCAAAAAAAACAUGUUACAACCUCCAAUCCUGACUUGACUCCUUUUAAUGAACUGGGUCGUAAAACAUAUCCAGCGGGGGAUGUGCUGUACUUGGGUGCUUAUGUCUAGACCUGUUGUACUUGAGGUCUGUGUACAGAUGUGUAAUUUUUCUUUUUUGUACAUAGGUUUUGAGGUGACAUAUUUGAUGAUAUAUCCAUUCACGGACCACACAGCCGUGGUUUAUUGACGGCUAGUGUUGUGGAGCCGGGAAGAGAGUGACAUAGAGUAAAGACUUCACUUUACAUUUCACAUUAACGAGAUUCUUCCCAACCUUGUUUUCUUCUUCUUCUUCUUUACCUGUUCUCAUGUAGCAAUUUGCCAUAAAUAAACAUG